CAGCCAUUUGUAAAAAGAAAAGAAAAAGCGUGUGAAAGAGUUGCGAGAAAAAUAGGGAAUUUACCUAGAAAAAUAUCAGUAAAUUAUGGAGUUUAUAUAUGUAAAUUGAAAGAUGAAUUCCUAUAGAUUGAUUUUUGUAUGUAGGACAUAGCUGGGGACGUUAAAUACCCGCUGAAAAAGAAUGGAAAAAUUACACAGGAUUUAAUAGGCAACAGAGGAUGCGAUAAAUAUCUAUAGAAUCAAAAGCUGUAUGAUCAAGCAAUUUUUAGCCAAUCCUGAACCUUGGAAGCUGCAUUUGAGGACUAUUUUAUUGAAUUUUUGAGAGAAAAAUUGCUCUUUAGAUCCAGGAAAAUUUAAUUUUCCCUGGAAAAUUCGAGAACAUUGCGAAAAAAUUUGCAAAAAUGUUUCACAAACGUCUUCCCUCAAGUUUCACUCAAGUUACACCUCGGAGCAUAAAACAUGCUACGUGAGAGAAACAUUUAUUUAUGCUACAGAGAAAAAAAUAAAAAUAAUAAGAAGAAGAAGCGUUUCUGGCUCGCGCGUCUCGUUUAUUUCUCGCGGAUCAUUUUUGUGGUAAAAAACCCAAAAAGUGUCCUCAAAAUAUACAUUGUUCAUUGUACAUAAUUGCUUCGAUUGGAUUAUUCAGUGGAGUCAAUCGAAUUAUUGUGCACCCAUUGUUUGUACUGCGCAAAUCUAAAACUUCAUCUCUGUCUCCCAAAACACAGCGAACGACGACGACGACGACAUUGAUGGAAGUGACGUCCGCGUAUGCUAGCGAGCAAUUUAGUAGCUAGUAUGUAACUACGCUACUACCUUAAAUGUUUUGUGUAAAAGUGAAAUAAAAGGAUUUUAAGAUCAAGAGCCUGAAAAGUGUUUUAAUAAAAAAAAAAGAAUUAAAACUAUAAAAAUCCCCAAAUAUGUAUGUAGUUUGAAGCUGGGGAUACAUAGGUAGUGUUUGUAGUAUGUAUGUAUUGUGAUGUGAACAACAACGCAGCAGCAGAUAAAGUGGAAUAAAAGAGGAAUAAAUUAAUAAUAGAAUCUUCGCUUAAUGUGUUAAGAAACUUGGAAAAUAUGUGUGCACAAGAUACAAUUAAAUAGCAAAAAAAAUCUUCAUUUUUUUCUUUGGUCGCCCGAGAAAAAAAUCGAAUUGGGCGGGUGUAUGUGUGUGUGUAUGUGUAGUUGGAUAUAAAAUAAAAUAAUAAAAAAAAAGCAUCGUAAAUGUGUGUGUGGCUUUUACGUGAGAUAUUGAAUUUUUAUGAAAAAUGGGAAGGUCGAAAUUCCCUGGGAAACCAUCGAAAUUGGUGAAUAAAAAACGCAUAAGUGUGCUGGGGGGGAGUGCAAAGUGUGGCAAUUGUGAUACCAGUGCAGAUGAUGAUACGGAUAAUCAGCAAUAUUCGCCGAAUGAUGAUAAUUCGCAGUGGAACAGCAGCAGCAGCCGUCACGAAAGUAGUGAACCACUACUCCUGCACGCGAGCAACACCAAUGCACCGUCGUCACCAACACAAACAACCCCAUCAUGCAGCUUUCAUGAAGAUGGCGACAAUAUUCAGGCAGUACCAUCACACGAGGUAAUAAUACCUCAAGGGAGUGACACAGCAAGAGGAAAUGCGAAUGGGGAAGAGAAGACAAGUACAGAAGACGCCGUGAAAGAUCGAGUGGGUAUGCAGAAGUCAGAUGCAACAAGUGAGUCCAGGCCCAAGGACAAACCGGGCGGUGAGAAAACGUCCAAAAAGAAGACAGUCACCUUUAAGAAUGUCCUCGAGACGAGUGAUGAUGUCUUGGUGCGAAAGAGCUACAAUCCAGACUUUGCUCCUCCACUUGUGCCAAUAAUAAAGAAAGAGUCUCUCACACGAAUGGAGAAUAGCAUUGUGCGUCCAUCCCGGUUGACGGAGGUCAUGAAGCAAAAUUCCAACAAUCAGGAUACCAUGAAGGCACUCUCCUUUCGAUUGUCCAGCAUUCCCAGUAAUGAUGAUCAGGGGAAUGCAAAGGACCCACCUAAUGGGGAAGGUGGUGAUGAGGAGGCAAAUGGGGAGGGUGAACGUCGCACUGAGGGUGGUCUUGCCAGGGAUAAACGCUUCAUUUUGCCCAAGAGAAGCCUCCACUCGUGUCGUGUGAUUAAGCCGAAUAAAAAGUUCCUGGACAACAUGGAUGACUGUAGUAGCAAGAAACGCCUGCAGUUGAGUAUGAAGCGCAAAAAUCAACUGGAUGGUGUGGACAAAAAGAAGAGGAUGCAAAAGGAAAUUACAUUCCAGGAUACUUUUAUUAAUAGUACGCUCUCCUCAAAGAUAUCCAAUAGCAAAUUGGAUACAGAAAACUGCGGUGAAUCGGAAACAUCACAAACUCAAUCUGAGAAUAGUGAUGAUGCUGAUGAAACUGACGAAGAGGAGAGUAAAUUAAUAAAUGGAGACAAGAGUAAGAGGAUUGAACAACAAAGGCUAUUUUGUAAAUCGAUUUUCCAUUCAACAAGCGGAAAGAGCGCCAUACCAUCAACACAAAAUAGUGGAAAUAGUUCAGGGAAAGUGAUUCUACGGCAACCACGUUUGCAAUUUAGCACGGGUACGAUAAUAUCUUCUUCCACAAGUACCAAUUCAGCUGCAUCCACAUCAAAUGCAACAACAUCUACAAUGAUGGAAAAAACAUUCUCAUUUAAUGUCAAUAGCAACAGUAUUAAGAAUAGUAUAUCAUCAUCCCAUUCAGUUUCUCUGCCAUCGUCCUCAGCACUGUCCUCAAUGACAUCCUCAACGUGUGGCAUCUGUGGUACAAUCUCAUCGUGUCGGUAUGCGCAGAAAUGUAGGAAAUUCGGUAUUAAUUCUUGCGAAGCAUGUCGCAAAUUUAUAUCGAAGAUGAUUAAAAAAUUGGCCGCAUCAUCGGGCAAUCAUUGUCAAUCGAAUCCAAUGCAGUGUUCCAAGGGUGAUGGAACCUGCACAUUACAGCCUAUGCCCCGUGGGGGGCAUCUAAAGACACUAAAAAUGGCCCUAAAAGAAAGAUGUCAAGCAUGCUGGCUGAAGAGAUGCAUAAAAUCCUUCCAAAUCCCUUCGGGGCCCAAGGCACGACUCAUUGCAACAUUACCAGUGACAAUGCGUGAUGUUGACACCAACAUUGUUGGUAUUUCCACGAAAUUCAGUAUUAAGCGUGAGACGGAGAAUCAAAGUAAUAUGAAUAUCUUCUCAAAUCCACCCAAUACUGAUCGUAUGUUAGAUAUAGAAUUUAAAACAACAAAAACACUACCCUUCUCAAAUCCCCUCGUUGAGAAUAAUGCCACAUUCGGCAGUACACCCCUUGUGGUGCCAACAAUUACGGAGAAACCCAUGAUUAUGGUACAUUCUCCUCCACAUGUGAGGAAUACAGUGGAGACGGCAGCACAGGUUAAAGGUAAAGGAACACCCUCUGAGGGAGAUGGUUCAAAUACAAAAUCCAGUGCAAAGACGUCCAAUAAUUCUGUGAUCAAUUCAAAUGCUGGCACAAAUGAGAACACCGAUGAGAAGACAAAAGUGUGUCGGAAGAAGGGUGAUGCACCACAAGUAAAUGGUAGCAAGGAAGCGGCAAUAAAUGCCCCACAAACAGAUGCUUCAGCUCCAAAGAGGCAGAGAAUUGAUCUCAAAGGGCCCCGAGUUAAGCAUGUUUGUCGUAGUGCAUCAAUUGUUCUUGGACAACCAAUUGCAACAUUUCCCAAUGAAUCUCCUCUUGAGAAUUUGGACACACCACCACGACCUGAUUCCCCUCAUGCAGAUGUCGUUGGCAUGGUGGAGACAAUUGUCGAAAGGCCCAAUAGCAUGUGCACAGAUUGUGGUGAUACAAAUACACAAGUUUUGGGCUUGAGUCCACCUGCAACACCAAUCGAUAGCCCCAAUGAUGAGGCUGAUGUGCCAAUGGUGGAGAAAGAUAGUGAAAUGGCGGGCAAUGAGGAAAGUGUUAAGGAGAAUGUAAUGAAGACCAAAGCAUCUGUGGAUGAAUCUCAAAAGCCAACAACACGAAAACUCUCCCGACCAAGCUACAAUGUUACAAAUUUGAGUAAUCGCCUCACUGCAAUCAGUUCCACAAAACGCAUCCAACAGCUCACAAUUCAAAAUCCCAUGGUAUCCAUUGAUUUCUGGGAGAACUACGACCCAGCUGAGGUGAGUCAGACGGGAUUUGGAUUGAUUUUGUCAGAGAGUGUCCCUCUCCGUGCAAUAUGCUUUCUAUGCGGAAGUGCCGGAACGGAUGCUCUUAUUUUCUGUAUUUGCUGCUGUGAACCCUAUCACAGCUACUGCGUGGAAGAUGAGUACAAUUUGAAGCCCACGGCGCUCGAUGAGACGGGAAUCAGUAUUUUGGACAUGAGUAGUGGAUCCCCGAAUGUGAGGAAUCGCUUAAAUUGGCUCUGCCCACGAUGCACAGUAUGCUACACAUGCAACAUGGCCUCGGGGAGUAAGGUAAAAUGCCAAAAGUGUCAGAAGAACUACCAUUCAACGUGCUUGGGCACGAGUAAGCGACUCCUUGGUGCUGAUCGACCCCUAAUCUGUGCCAAUUGUCUCAAAUGCAAGAGCUGCAGCACGACAAAUGUGACAAAGUUUGUCGGCAAUCUACCCAUGUGUACAGCAUGCUUCAAACUUAGGCAAAAGGGCAACUUCUGCCCGUUGUGCCAGAAGUGCUAUGAAGACAAUGAUUUUGAUCUCAAGAUGAUGGAGUGUGGAGACUGCAAGAGAUGGGUUCAUGCAAAAUGUGAAGGAUUAACUGAUGAACAGUACAAUAUGCUCUCUGUCUUACCCGAAAGUAUUGAAUUCAUUUGCAAAAAAUGCGCCAAGAACAACUCCAUGGCGGACAUGUGGCGUGAUGCUGUUGCUGCUGAAUUCAAAUCGGGUCUUUUGAGUGUUGUAAAGAUGCUCAGCAAGAGUCGUCCUGCAUGUGCCCUACUGAAACUCAGUCCCAGGAAAAAAUCCAACAUUUGUGCAUGCCAACCAAUCCUAUCAAGCAGGAGUAUUCAAUUUAAGAAGCUCACUGAAGGAAAUGUUGAGAAUACCCUCUCAGGGGAAGAUGCCAACUUUGAAGAAGCAUCAAAUCUCAGUGAAAAAACCGUUGAUGGUGAAGCAGAAAAUACUCAAUGCUACUGUGGCCUAAAGCAGAAAUUGGCCUACGCAACAUCCUCACCGAGUCUUCUUGAUUUAAAGCGCAAAAUUAACGACAACGAAUACAUUUCACUGCAAGAAUUCAAUUAUGAUAUGCUCAAGAUAAUUAAUUCGGUUUCUUGCGAUGAUCUCGUAACGGCCUACAAGGAGAUUCUCAGUGAGACUUUUCCAUGGUUCCAGAAUGAAACGAAAGCAUGCACAGAUGCUCUCGAGGAAGAUAUGUAUGAUUCGUGUGAUUUCACCGCGAAUCCCGAUACAUUGAGCAUGGAUUGUGAUCAAAUGGUACCCACGGUGGAUAUUCCAGAGAAUGGCGAAGAAUACUUUUACGGGUCGUAUGAGAGAAAUGAUGAUCGUGUGUGUCUAUUUUGUCGUCAAACUGGGGAACAGAUGGCACUGCAGGAGGGACGUCUGCUGUAUUGUGGCCAGAAUUCCUGGGUUCACACAAAUUGUGCCCUCUGGUCAGCGGAGGUGUUUGAAGAGAUUGAUGGUUCCCUUCAGAAUGUACAUAGUGCUGUUUCCCGUGGGAGGAUGAUAAAAUGCACUGAAUGUGGCAAUAAGGGAGCAACAGUGGGAUGCAAUGUGAAGAAUUGCGGUGAGCAUUUUCACUAUCCCUGCGCAAGGACGGCCAAAUGCGUAUUCAUGUCCGAUAAGACGGUGUACUGUCCUCGUCAUGAGGAUGAAACCACGAAAAAGAAAUGCCAUCCAGAGGGGGAUUUCGAUGUUCAUCGCCCAGUUUAUGUGGAAUUGGAUCGCCGGAGAAAGAAAUCCGUUGAACCAGGAAAGGUGCAAUUUGCAAUUGGCUCCCUGGCCGUGCGCAAUAUUGGGCGAUUUGUGCCAAUUCUCUCUGACCUGAGUGAUGUGAUAGUUCCUAGUGAUUUUUUAUGCACGCGCCUAUAUUGGAGCACCAAAGAACCAUGGAAAAUUGUCGAGUACACCAUCAGGACAUCAAUUCAGUGCACCUCAUCGACACAUUGUAUGGAUUUGGGGAAAAACUUCACAGUUGAUCACUCUUCAACGACAAAUCUCAUUCAAAAGGGGCUCAAUCAAAUCGCCAAAUGGCACAGUAGCUUGAGCAAUGGAGAAGAUAGUGGAGAUCACUCGAGAACGAAGCAAAAUAUGGAUUCUGUCGGUGGUGGAGAUGAGCAGGGUGAGGAAGAGCCUCAGAGUAAUGCGGAUCUUCUACCACCAGAAAUUAAGGAAGCUAUCUUUGAGGAUCUUCCCCAUGAUAUCCUCGAUGGGAUUUCAAUGCUCGACAUAUUCCCCAAAUUGAUGACUUAUGAGGAUUUAGUGGCAAUGGAUUCAAAGAGUGAAAUUUACUUUGGUGGUGAACUCAUAAAAGAUGCAAAGGAGUAUGUGGCUGAGGAUGAAGUGACUAAUCAACCAAUGGAGAAUUGGAGUCAUUCAUCCACAGUUACCCACGUUGAAGACCCUCUUCUUUCAUCAACACGACCAAUGUCCACAACCAUGGCAAAGGAACUCAAACGUAGUAAAUCCGAGGUUUUCAAUAGAGGUGUGGGUGGUAGCAGGAAUCACCAGCGAUCAUCCAGUCUCACCUGGAAUUGCAAAGUUGAUCAAAACACCAAACGUCGAAAGGUUUCAAUGUUGCAAGAAUUGAGACUUCCCGAGAGUGUCUUCCGGACCUUUGGACGAUCAGACAUAAAAGCUUCAACGAGUGGUGAUCGAAAAAUUACAUGGAGUGCCAAAAAAUUACUCCAGAUUGAAAAUGAAAAUACCCAAGAUGCUUCAGCGGAGAAGAAAAUUGUGGAGAAGCUGAAAAUCUCUCAAUUGGACGGGAUGGAUGAUCUCAGUAGUGGAAGUGAAAGUGGAUCACCUCUUCCACACUACACAAUUCACAAUGUUCCCUUUGAUCAGAAUUGCGGGGAAAGUCCUGUGAAAUGUGAUCGAUGCCACUGCACGUAUCGCACGCAAGAUUCAUUCCAGCGGCAUCUUCUCACGUGUGAACCAAUGUCAACGAGUGAAUCGGAAUCAGAAGCAAAUCCCCAUACGCCAGAUGCAGAAGUAGCCACCAUAGCUCCAAAUAACAUGCUAACCGUGACUGUUUCGGAUAUUUGCAAUUCUUCCACAAUAUCCACCAUUCAGCCCCACAAUUUGGUGCAGAAUUUUAACGGACAAAUUCUUGGGAAUGGAAAUGUGAAUACAAUUCAAGCAAUACCCAAUCAGGGUGCUAACACCAUAACCAUCCCUAGUUCACUGCAAAAUAUAAUUCCAAUUCAGAAUGGGGGUCAGAUUUCGCUGCAAAAUCCCCAAAUUCAAACAGUUCCACUGAGUGGAGUAAAUCAAUUGGGUCAAAUAAAUGGUGGAAUGUCCAACGUCCUCAUGACGACACCGCAGAAUCAGCAAUUCACUCAACCAUUGAGCGUGAAUAAUUUCCAGCAGCAAGUCUUCCCGCUGCAGAACAUUAAUCAAUACAAUGAUAUGAAUUCGAAUUAUCUGCAGAAGACUCAGAGAAUUCUCCCUCAAACUUCGGGAAUUCAACCAACAAUUCAACUCUCAGGUGGGAUAAACAUUCAAAAUUUCAACAAUACCCCAAUUAUUCAGCCAGCUGCAAGUCAACCCCAGAUAAUUUCAAUUGGGGGCACAAGCAAUAAUUCUCAAAUUAUGACCUUAGCACCGGCUCCCAUUCGCACCAGUGGAACAAUUAUGCAGACAACACCGCAGAAGAAUCAAAUAAUCCUACCACAACCAGCGGAUAAGAUGAUGAAAAAACAAGCCCUUCCACGAAUUCAAUCGGCUGCAAUGAUGAAGACCAAAGGACGCCAGACGAAUGGGAAGAAUCAACCAAUUCAGAUGAAGAAGAUUGUCACGAAACCCAAUACAAAUGCUCUGCAAAUUGUUAAUUCAACUAAUUUGCCCAUCAUAAGACCACAACAGACGAUCCAAACACCAACUACAACACUCGCAACCACAACAUCAAACCCCGGGGUUGUUUUCCAACAACCACAACCUUUAAUUGUGCAACCAAUGAACAAUAAUGCAAACCUCGUGCAAUAUGUAACAGACAGCAAUGGGAUGCAGUACAUUGCAAUGCCUUCGAAUGAAUACAAACAGCCACAGACACAAUUUCUUGCACCCAGUCCCAUUGUUCCGGGAGCAUUUCAACUGCAAACUGACGCCAAUGGGCAGCUAGUGUUGGCCAAUGCAGCACCUGGGCUUCAAGUUCUUCCUUCGGGGGCAAUGCAGCUGGCACAACCGCAGCAACCACAAGUUAUUGGAACUCUUAUUCAACCUCAAGCUACAACCAUUCAGUGCGGCAUGAUGGCAACGGAACAAAUGGUACUUGGGAGUACGCCCACGCUUGAGAUGGUGACAGAUCCCAAUUCAGGAUGUAUGUACCUCACAAGUCAACCAGUUUACUAUGGACUUGAGACCAUUGUGCAGAACACCGUGAUGUCAUCGCAGCAAUUUGUAUCAACAGCCAUGCAGGGGGUUUUGAGUCAAAACUCCAGUUUUUCCGCAACAACAACUCAAGUGUUUCAGGCAAGUAAAAUUGAGCCUAUCAUGGAGGUACCAGGUGGCUAUGUUGUCUUGAAUAAUAUGCCUGAUCAGCAACAGACUCAAGCUGCAAUAAUGCCAACCACACAGGUACUACCGCAGAUCCAAGCACAACCGCAGGUAACGCAACAAAUUAGGCCAGUUUCACCGCCUAAACCUACGGUUAAAAGUGCACCGAUUGUUGUGACAAAAGUUCAGCCACAGGUGAUUAACAAAGUUAUACCAUCCCAACCAGCAAAUGUGGUUAAUAUUGAGCAACAACCUGCACCACAGGCAGUUAAGCCUCAGGUACAGCCGGUAAUUUUACCCAAAACUAUGACCAUCACUUCGAGUAGUUCAACACCAAUAUUCCAUCAGGCUAGUAUGCCACCACCACCACAGGAACUACAGUCUAGUCAAAUGAAGACAAUCAUUGUAACCACCCCCAAUACAGUUCAACCAAUCCCCCGAGCAGCAAACAUAAUUAAACCCAUUGCCAAGGGGCAUGUUAAUUCGGCUACAAUUAAACCCAAAAUCAUCACAAAACCCGUAAUUGGUAGGACAUCAGUUAAUCGUCCCAAAGGUGGGACUUUCACCAUAAAACAGAGUCCUGCCAUUUCAAUCAAUCAAGCUACGAAGAAUGAUUCAAUUGUGGGGGAUGUUAUCAUAACAACUGUAGCACAGAAUAAUAUGCAAAGUCAAAUGGUGUCGUCGCAACAAUCAAAUCAACAAAUUUUCCCAGUUGAAAAGGAAAAUGUUCAAAAUAUAAUUCAAUUGGCUAGCGCGAGUAGCGAUACGACAAAAACUCUCCAAGAAGGAGUUGUCUUUUCACCUGUAAAUAGAAAUCAACAGAAUACUCACAACUUCCAGACAAACUCCACGCCAACACCACAAAUUCAACUACCUUCAGCUCCGUAUGCUCCAUCGCAUAACUCCAAUGUACCUACAAAUGUUGUCAAUCCCAUCCAGCAGUGUCACUACAAUGGAAAUACAACAAAUUCCCGGCCUACAAACCGAGUUCUACCCAUGCAAACUAUUCAGGCACGUCAAUCACCACCAACACCACCUGAACCAAAAUGCCAGGUUGAGGAGCCCGUGGUACCUCCCAAGAUAGAAGAAAUCCCAGCAAAGGAAGACGUUGUAAUGACUGAAUUGCCAUCACCGCAAUUAGUCAUUGAAGAAAGUCCAAUGGAGGAGGAGAAAAAGGAUGAGGAGGAACCCCAGGAGGAAGAAACUGAAGAUUUUGAAAAUAGAGAUUUGGUGGAAGAUGAAAAUUCCCGGGAAAAGGAUACAAGCUCACCCGCUAGCCUUCAUCUCAAAACAAUCUUCCAGAAUGACGUUCAAGCAGAUCUCUUUGAUCAAAUAAAAUCAAUGGAUGACAAAGAUGAGAGUUCCUCUGAAAGUUCAACACCUGAAGUGAAGCAGAAGAUUUGCGAAAUUCUCGUGAAUCUCGACAAGGAAGAUUGCAACAAGAAUAAUGUUCUAUUGGACAGUGCAAUGGAGGACAUAAUAGAGCAUAAGGAGAAUCGCAAUCCUGUAGCUGCACCGCAAGAAGAUGUGAAUUUCAAACAACCCCAACCGAGGACAACUUUCUCAAUUCAACGAUCAUUGAACGCCCUGCAACCUCUGAAAGCACCUCCUGGUCCCAGGAUGCUCUAUGAGAUUCAAUCUGAGGAUGGUUUUCACUACAAAUCAACAUCAAUUACGGAUAUUUGGGACAAAGUAUUCGAAGCUGUGCAAAUUGCACGAAAAACUCAUGGACUUUGUGCCCUACCCGAUGGCCCUUUGGCCGAUAUGAGUGGUCAUAGGAUGUUGGGGCUGAAAUCCAAUGCACUGCGGUACCUCAUUGAGCAACUACCUGGUGUGGAGACGUGCAAGAACUACACCCCAAAGUACCAUGAGAGAAAGUUAAAUAAGGACACUGCUCCACUUUUCCCGCAUUUCAUUGAUUUCGACGAUAGCAAAGAGAAUAUUUUUGGUGCAGCUCGAUGUGAACCCUACAGUGGACGCUCAGAGUACGAUAUGUUCAGCUGGUUGGCGUCGCGACAUCGCAAACAACCUGCACCGGUCACUAUUCAACUGGACAGUGAAAUUACAAUACCAAGACGUGGCAGUUCUAGCAAUCUCCCCAUGGCUAUGCGAUAUAGAACUCUUAAGGAAACAUCAAAGGAUUCCGUUGGUGUCUAUCGCUCUCAUAUACACGGACGUGGUCUUUUCUGCACGAGAGAUAUUGAAGCUGGUGAAAUGGUGAUUGAGUAUGCUGGUGAAUUAAUCCGUGCCACAUUGACGGAUAAACGGGAGCAUUACUAUGAGAGUAAAGGAAUCGGCUGCUACAUGUUCCGCAUUGAUGACAAUUUCGUGGUAGAUGCAACAAUGCGUGGCAAUGCUGCACGCUUUAUUAAUCAUUCUUGUGAGCCAAAUUGCUACUCCAAAGUCGUGGAUAUUCUUGGUCAUAAGCACAUUAUCAUCUUUGCCCUGAGGCGAAUUGUUCCAGGCGAGGAAUUAACGUAUGACUACAAAUUUCCAUUUGAAGACGUCAAAAUACCCUGCUCAUGUGGAUCAAAACGUUGCCGGAAAUACUUAAAUUAAUGAGGGGACCCCAAAAGUACGUACAUCCUUAAAAAUCCUUCCAAUCACAAUGAGGGUAGUGUUGUAUAAGAACAAAAUAAUGUGUGUAAAUAUAAAUGAAAAGAAAAUUGUAUCGGUUUGAAGGAUUCUAAAGUAAAAUUAUAAAAUUACAGAAAUGUCCUUCAUCAGCAAUUAGACCGUAUAUGUAUCAUUGUCUUGUAUUGUACAUAAAUAUUGUAGCUAUAUAUACAUUUUACAUGCUAGUGUAAGAGAAAAUCAACUGUGAAGAUUUUUUUUAUUUUAUAGUGCUUAUAAUAAUUUAUUAUUUUAAACAAAAAAUUAUAUUUAAUAUUUUAUAAUAAUUUUAUGGACAUAAGAAGAAAAAAAAACUUUCAUUUUAAAUGGAAACUUUUUUUGGAUAAAAAAUAUUCUUUGAUGUGAAUGGUAAUAUUUCUGUGAAAUUCUCACUGAAUGAGAUUUUAUUUUUAAAUACCUACCUAAUAAUAAUUUUAAUAAGUGACACGCUUGCAUGUUCCCAGUAAUAAGCAUUUUGCACGAGAUUUUAUGCAGCAAAAAGUGUUUAAAUCUACAAUUUUUUUUUUCAUUAAUAAUCUAUUGACAGCAUCACAGAAGAACAACAAGAAAAAAAAUAGUCUUUAUUUUAAAGAAAAGACAAACAUAUAAGAAAAACAAUAGAAUUACCUAUAUUGCAAUUAAAUCUUCUCUAAUAUUUAUAAGGGGAGAGUCUUUUUUUAAGCUCCGAUGAAAGAAUAUGGCAUUCUACAGAACGUUCCUUAAUUUCUCGAAAAUAAAAUCAUCACAUACAAACAACAAAAAGGUGCUUUCUGUUGAGAUAUUAAAGAUAAUUCUGAGUAUAUUGCACCUGAAGCAUAAUUAGUAAGAAAUAACAAAUAAAUAAUUAAGUAUAUAUUUCUCUCAAUAAUGAUCUUCAAUAUAAUGGAAAAAUCAACAUUGAAUGUUUUUUGUCUGAAUCCUCAAUGAUAUUAUUUUUUUCUGCCUUUCUUUGGUGGAAUUCUGAAAGUUUCAGGCUUUCUGUGAAUUUGUACAUAAGACGUUGUUUACUAACUACUUAAAUUAGAGUCCUUCACAUCACAUUUAGGUUGUUCCUUAAUUUUUUUUUAAAAUAAUUUCUCUUUUAAAAGAAUUUUCUUCAAUAAAAAUCUCUGAUGUAUUUUUAUUAUUAGAAAAUAUUUACCUUUUUGCCUACAUACUUUCAGUUCCUCAAUACCUUCUCUACUUAAGGUCCUUAAGGUACUACGACAUAAAUAACAGACAAAAACAAACAACAAAAAAAGCUUAAAAAAAUAGUCCGCUAACGAAAGAGUAUAAAAUAGGUAGUUAAAGAAUAAAAAAAUAAAUCAAGUGUCUCAGUGUCUGAUCAAGAUUCAAAUCAAACUAACAAUUUAACUUUUAGUAUUAUUAAAAUUGAGAAAAUAAAUAGGUACAGUUGGUUAUGAUGAUGCUGCGAGAAGAUGCUGAAUUAACUACCUACUUAUCUAAUUAUGUAGUCUCUUUUAGCAUCAUCACACAUAGCCAUGUUGACAAUAUAAAAAGUAUUGUAAUGAAGAAUCUAUUAAAGAAAAAAUUAAUAUACAUACAUAACUAAUGCACUAAUGAAAAGUGACUCAUUUUAAAUACAACAUCUACACUAUAGCAAAAAAAAAUCGUGUAAUAUAAAAAAAGAAGAAGUUAGAAUUGUAAUGAACAAAGAAAAAAAAUUGUAUGUAUAUUCAAAUAUUUUCAAUCCCUUUUCCCAACGUAAUGAGCGUGUUUAAUUUGUUCUUUUUCACGCUUCAAAUACUUCUGUUGCAGAAUAUUACAUUAUGUACUAUGUAUUGUAGGUAAUAAAUUUGCCCACGACAUUGAAAUUAUAUGAAAAGAAAAAAAAAACAAAUAAUGUAUGGAAGAUUAAGCGAAGUGAUAAAGCAUUGUGAAAGAAAGAAAGAAAAAAAUCUCGAAAGGAAGCCUCACUAACGUUUUACUUAUUAAUUCAACAACAACAAAAAAAAAAAAAGAAAAUUACGUGAGAAAAGAAUUUUGUGUAAAAUGUAUUUUAGAGACCUAUUAACUUCUUGCCAUAUUUUCUAAUAAUUUUACUAUUAUAUUUUAUAUUUUUUAAUACUUUGGCUGUUUGUAUUUUAUUUUAAAACAUUGUGACAUGUGUAUCAAUUAAUUAUUUAGCAGUGUAGAAAUUAACAUUAUUGUGAGAGGUAGCCAGUAGAGAGAGAUAGAGAGAUUAAUUAAAACGAAAAUUGUAAUAAAAUAUUACAGGCAUGUCAAACUUUUAGACAGGUAAAAAUUGAUAAAGAAAAAGGAAUACUGUAAUUAUUAAAUAUAUAAUAAUUAUGUACAAUUUUGUAA
Messenger RNA from Lutzomyia longipalpis, 13544 nucleotides. RefSeq names its product histone-lysine N-methyltransferase trithorax (gene trx). The record is from RefSeq and is a predicted model, not a curated record. Gene Ontology annotation, biological process: positive regulation of DNA-templated transcription. The coding region runs from base 1263 to 11183 and encodes 3306 amino acids. NCBI's taxonomy places the organism in Eukaryota, Metazoa, Arthropoda, Insecta, Diptera, Psychodidae. Gene Ontology annotation, cellular component: nucleus; histone methyltransferase complex. The transcript is spliced from 9 exons. Gene Ontology annotation, molecular function: DNA-binding transcription factor activity; protein binding; histone H3K4 methyltransferase activity.